AUGGGGAUCGUCUCCGUCCUCCUCCGCGGGUGGCCCCGAGGCUUCGCUGUCCGCUCUUCUCUGACCCUUCUCGCCCUCCUCUUCUGUCUACUUGCACCUCAGUGUCGACGUUCAGAGGCGCUCUUGUCUACGUCGCGUGCAGCCGCGGGCGCACUCAGCCUCGGCCGUGCGCUGGGCCCUUCACACGCCGCCGCGCCCUUUCGGAGCCCAACGCGGUCGCGUGCCGCGGAGCCAUGUUCCCCCAGCCCUCACGCUGGGCCCCCGCGAGCGGCAAGCGUUCUUCUCGGCUUGGUUCCGCUCUUCCAGCCCCGAAGUCGGCCGCCGUCUCGAGGUGAAGAAGCGUCCUCGCAGCGCUGCUCAGGCGCCUCAACCGACGCUCUCAGUCAGCAGAAAAGAGGAUUCAGGGAGACAGAAGCGGUCCAAGUCGGCGCGCCGCUCUUCGAAAGGCCCGCCGUCGUAAUCCAAGAGUGCGAAAACGGAGGCGACCGCGCCCAGCGUUUGUCCGGCGGCGCGGAGCGCAUCAGUGGAGACGCAUGCGAACGGGCGAAUGCACCCCCGGGUUUUCUUUUUUCUUCGUCCGCUGAAACGCCGUUGCCUCGAGGCGGCGAAAUACGGAGGGGAAAAAGGAAGUGGUGGAAAUACUUCCUUCCACUGUGGCCUCCCUGGAAGACGCGUUAUUCAAGGCGGCCCCUGGCUGAAAAGCUCCUCUGUAUCCCGGUGUACGUUGUGGUGAACCGCUUCGGCGCCCCUUUUCUGUCUCCGCCCUCGCCGGCGCUCAUCGCGGAGCUUCAGAAGCGGAAAGAGGAGACAGGCGAGGCGUCUAGCCUCCCGCAGACCGCUCUAGCGUUCCUCGAUGGUCAGGAAGCGACCGAGUACCUGCACGAACUCAUCCAAAGCAACCCUGGCGGCCCGCAGGUCGAGGCCCGUCUGUAUUGUAUUCCGCUCUCAACCAUCUGGGAUCAGAUUUGCCGCGUCGUAGUCGACCCGCGCCUGGAGGCCGCUCAAGCGAGACGCGUGGAAAACGCCGCAGAACGGCGGGCGAAAGCUGCCUCCGAGGCGCAGCCUGAGAAUGGCGGACUCUUCGCCUGGAGGUCUUUCCUCGGCGGCGACAGUGUAGCCGACGAAGAAGACGAGAAGGCGAGGGAGAGGGAAGAAGACGGGAGGCGCGCAGUCCAGCCACAAGUGCUUUGGCAGCUCGUGCCCUCAAAAAAACAGGUUCAAAACGCCCGUUUGCACGCGCGUUUCAGCGAGCUGAGAGAGGGGACCGGAGUGCCGAUCUUCUACGCGGAUUUGCUGUCCGUGGAGAGAGAUGGAGAGUCCGUUGUGGCUCUAUUCUUCUCGCUCGAAGAUCUCCACGCAGUGUGGGAGCGCCGGCGACAAGAGGAAGCCCAACGGGAAAGGAGCUUGAUGGAGCAACGACGCGCGCGAGUGUCUAAACCAGGGAUGGAAUACGGGAAAGAAGAGAAUGAGGAGGGCAAAAGAGAGGUCAACAGGCCGCCACUGCCGCAGCAACCGCCAGUCAAGGUCUUGAACCUGCUCAAGCUGCUUCUCGCGCAGGCCGAACAGCCCAAAGGCGAGAUGAAGGUCGCGGACGGGUGCUGGGGGUUUGUUCCCAGUUCGGCGUCACUCGCGUUCCUGGAGGAGCAGAAGCGCCGCGGCGUGGGGCCCGCGCGCCUUCUCUUCGGACCAGACGAGACGGAGGGACCGGAGUGA
Molecule: messenger RNA, 1713 nt
Organism: Besnoitia besnoiti
Lineage: Eukaryota; Apicomplexa; Conoidasida; Eucoccidiorida; Sarcocystidae
Exons: 5
Coding region: 1-1713 (570 amino acids)
Biological process (GO): protein transport
Source: RefSeq, a predicted model, not a curated record